Budorcas taxicolor (takin) is the source of this 423-nucleotide messenger RNA. Its product is annotated as FAU ubiquitin-like and ribosomal protein S30. Gene Ontology annotation, biological process: translation. Bases 1 to 423 code for a protein of 140 amino acids. The record is from RefSeq and is a predicted model, not a curated record. The transcript has a single exon. Gene Ontology annotation, cellular component: cytosolic small ribosomal subunit; ribosome. Gene Ontology annotation, molecular function: structural constituent of ribosome; protein binding. Lineage: Eukaryota; Metazoa; Chordata; Mammalia; Artiodactyla; Bovidae.
AUGCAGCUCUCUGCACCCAGGAGCUACACACUCCAGGUGACAGACCAGGAGACCGUUGCCCAGAUCACGGCUCAGGUAGCCUCAUUGGAGGGCAUCCCUCCAGAAAAUCAAGUUCUGCUCGUGGCAGGCACACCCCCAGAGGAUGAGACUACCCCGGGCCAGUUUAGGGUGGAGGCUCUGAGCACUCUGGAAGUAGUUGGCUGCAUGCUUGGAGGUAAAGCCCAUGGUUCCCGCCAGGCCCAUGCUAGGAAAGCCAGAGGUCACACUCCCAAGGUGGCCAAACAGGAGAAGAAGAAGAAGACAGGCCGGAUCGAGAGGCACAUGCCGUACAACCAGCGCUUUGCCAGUGUGGUGCCCGCCUGUGGCAAGGAGAAGGGCCCCAGUGCCAGCUCUCCAUUCCUUUGUAAUCUUGACUUUCUCUAA